AUGAGUAGCUUCCCUUUAAAUGAAGAAGAUUUGGUUUUUGAAUAUCAGCUUUUAAAGGAACCAGGAAAUUUAAUUCAUUGGAAAAGAUAUCUAGACGUAUAUAUUCAACAAUACAAAAAUUUGAAUUCUAAUGAUAGUAAAUAUAAAGAAGAUAAACGCCUUUUAUUGAGUAAAAUCGUUUGGUUAUACAAAAGAAUUAUCUCACAAUUCCCAAAAGAUGUUAAUUCAUAUUUUGAAUUUGUUUCAUUUUUAUAUAAUUGUUGCGAUUCAAAUACAAAAUUACAAAGACUUAUGCUACAUUAUAUGGUAGAAACCUUAAUACCAAAGUUAUUGCAAAAUGGAAAAAAUGAUAAAAAGUUACAACCUUUUUUGUUAAACUUAUUAAACUGGACAAUUGCUACAAAGGAUUCAUAUUUGAUUUGGAAAAUGUUAGAUUAUUCUCUAUCUUUAAAUUCACAGUUCCAUUCAACUGUUUGGAAACCUGUAUUAUCAUACGUUAAGGAAAAUUUAAAUGAAAGCAUCUUGGAUAAUGAUAUGUCGUUAAAAUUCUAUACAAAUGUCUUGAGACGUUACUUAAUCGUAUGUCCAAAAAAUCUAGAUCAGAUCAUAUAUUGGUUGGAAUUAAUUUAUAAAACAAAGGAUUUUGAAAUUAUUAAAGAAGUUUAUGAUCAAUAUUUACAUUUUGACAAUUAUAAUAUGUUGAAAAGAAAGAUUUCUUCUUUACCUUUUCAACUUUUAGAAAAUUAUAUGUAUACCCUACAUGAAUUAUCAUUGGACGACCAAUAUCUUUCCAUGUUAGAAAACUUAACGAGGGAUUACUCGGCGGAUGAUGAACAUUACUUUGAAAUUGUCGAAUUGUUAUCUAAUCAAUAUAUAAAAUUGUCAAAUAUGAAAAAAUUUAACGACCUACUACGGUCACAAUUAAAGACAGCUAAAUCUUUACAAUACUGGAUCAAGAUUUAUAACUUAUACUUAACCCUUUUGCAAAAUUGGUUAAACGAUAUACUUACAAUUGAAUCUAGAACUGACUCUAAUGAUAACAUAAAUGAGAACAUUGAAAUUUAUAAAAACCUUAUUAUUCAUAAGGAUCUGAUGUUAUCCGAUUUUAAAAUAAGUCAAAAUCCGAAUUUAAUUGAUAAUUGGUUCCAAAAAAUCAAUUCAAUUGAUAAACUAUCAGGAAUUAGUUCAAUUGAAAAGUUAACCAUGAAGUUUGAAGUAUAUGCUAAUGCAAUUGAAACUAUAAAUGAAAGUUUUACUUCCCUGAUGCCUGGUGAUUUAGGCAAAUUGUGGUGCAAUUAUGCUAAUCUAUAUUGGGAAAAUAAUGAUUUUGAUUCAGCAAGAACUGUUUAUAAUACCGCAAUCAAAGUUCCUUUCCCAUUCUUAAAAGAUUUGGAAGAUAUUUGGUUGAAUUGGUCAGAGAAUGAAUUCUCAUUAAGUAAUGGCGAUCCAUCUCUUUCAAUAAAGAUACUAGAGCGUGCCCUUAGCGUAGAAGGAAAUCCAGAGUUACUAUUUGAAAAAUUUAAGGAAAAUAAGUCAUUAAAUCAUGACAAAAAAUCUCUAAUACCGUCACAGACUGUUUUGUUUACUUCACUAAAACUUUGGUCAUUUUAUUUGGAUCUUUUAGAAUCUUUAUACAUUGAUGGGUGUGAUUCUAAAACAAUUGAGUCGAUAAUAAAAGCAUACGAGAGAUCGAUAACACUAAAAGCUGCUACACCAUUGACUUUUAUCAACUAUGCUCAUUUUUUACAAAAAGUUAAUAAGAUAAUGGAAAGCUUUCAAGUCUAUCAAAGGGCCUUAAGUUCUUUCCCUCCAAGUACCCAGUAUUUUAUUUGGUCUACAUAUUUAAAUGAAGUGAUAGAGCAAACUACAGAAUUAUCAAAUGAGCAUGUCCGUGAGUUAUUUGAUCAAUCGUUGUCUACAUUAAAGACAAACAAUAUCAAUUGUACCACAAUAGUAUGUAUGUAUAGCAAUUUUGAGGAGACAAAAAUGCAUAUGUAUAAAAGGAGUGUUGAUAUAAUUUUCAAUACAUUAAAUGAAUGCGAUUCCUCGACAUCACCUUUCUCAUUAGAAUUGAAAGAUAAGAUUUCUCUAUGGGAUUUGGCUAUUGAAAAGACUAGAAAACUAUUAGGUACAAUGUCCUUAAGACCUAUUUAUGAAAAAUGUAUCCUAUCUUUACCAAAUUCGAGGGUUAUCCCAUAUAUUAUUAAUUUUUGUAAAGUUGAAGAGGAAUUGAAUGAAAUUUAUCGUGCCAGAGAAAUAUUAACAUUUGGAUCAAAGCUAUUACCGCCAAGCAAAAAUGAAGACUUAUGGAAUUAUUGGGAUAAAUUUGAAUUGAAUCAUGGUGAUAAAUCAACUUAUAAAGAAAUGUUAAAACUGAAGAAAACUUUGGAAGACGAAAUGGUUAUAGAUACAGAAGAAAUAACAAAGGAUGAAGAUAAAGUUCAAUUCAUUCAAUCUUCAACUAAACCGAUUAAAGAUCGUGAUGAAAAAUUAAAUCCUGAUGAGUUGGAAUUAGAUUUAUAA
Vanderwaltozyma polyspora DSM 70294 is the source of this 2523-nucleotide messenger RNA. It is a transcript of the gene SYF1, whose product is annotated as mRNA splicing protein SYF1. Gene Ontology annotation, biological process: generation of catalytic spliceosome for first transesterification step; mRNA splicing, via spliceosome. Lineage: Eukaryota; Fungi; Ascomycota; Saccharomycetes; Saccharomycetales; Saccharomycetaceae. The record is from RefSeq and is a predicted model, not a curated record. Gene Ontology annotation, cellular component: Prp19 complex; post-mRNA release spliceosomal complex; U2-type catalytic step 2 spliceosome. Bases 1 to 2523 code for a protein of 840 amino acids. Gene Ontology annotation, molecular function: protein binding. The transcript has a single exon.